Rhineura floridana is the source of this 2840-nucleotide messenger RNA. It is a transcript of the gene FANCE, whose product is annotated as FA complementation group E. Gene Ontology annotation, biological process: interstrand cross-link repair. The record is from RefSeq and is a predicted model, not a curated record. The transcript is spliced from 11 exons. The coding region runs from base 279 to 1925 and encodes 548 amino acids. Gene Ontology annotation, cellular component: Fanconi anaemia nuclear complex. Lineage: Eukaryota; Metazoa; Chordata; Lepidosauria; Squamata; Rhineuridae.
AGACCUCCUCUGUUGUGAGGCUUUUCUCACUCUGACAACAAAGGAAAAAUGCAGUUUAAAAUACUGUGCUAGUUUCUGUAUUAAUCAGUUGACUUGUUUUCCCCCAUUGCUGCCACUCAGGCUACAGCAGGAAAAGAACUAUCAUGCAGAAAGAAUUGCAUGACAAGACUUUUGGUCUCAAACAGAUAACUUCACUGUUUUGAGUGAAUGUGCUGAGAGGCAAACAUUUUGGGUAGGUUGGUUCAUUAACAGCUGUGCAGUCUUUAUGUGCGGUCAACAUGGAUAGUCCAUCUGUUCCUUGGUUGCAGCGAUUUGAUAAAUCUUCUCAUCUUCUCCUCUGUGCGUUGAUGUCUGGGCAUUGGGGAGCCCUGGCUGCCUUCCGAACUCUUCAACGUUCCUUACCUGGGGAAGAACCAAGACAGGGCUUCAGCUGGCAGAGCUUCACAGAGAAUCUGUGUUCUCAAGAGCCUGUGCUCAAAGGGCCUGAGAAGACCCUCACCUUAAAACCACUACUGCUGCUGCUUCCCGUGUUGUGUCAAAGAAACCUCUUUUCCUUGCUGCUUACAGUACAGUCUACUGUGCCCAAAGAGUGCCUCCGCCAUCUACUUUACGCCUCUAGACAGGAUCCCAGCCCAGACCUAUGGGUGCAGAGAUUGAGGGAUUUACUAGAAGUGGGGGUGCAAGAGAAUAGCUCUUUGAUGCCAGUCCCGCUAUCAGAUUCAUGUCAGCAGCAGCUGAAAGAUCUUUGCCAGAAAGUUAUGGCUCCUAGUUGCAGUAAACCUGGUUUAGAAAGAAAACUACAUUGGUAUGUUAAACAGGUAGAUCCCUGCAUAGUGCAGUCUGGAGAUGGUCCUGAUUCUGUGUCUCAGAUUAGGAAAAACAAGAAAGUAGCAGGGGAACCUUUGAGUCCUGAUGAAGAGGUGCCUGGGAAGACGUCCCGACUGGAAGUUGAACUGAAUACAGAACUUGCUGGACCACGUGCUCUGCAGCAGGGAGAUGAUGGAGCUAACACAAGGGAUGAACUCAUGAUUGAGGUUUCUGGAAAUGAAGAUGUUCAUAAUCUAAGCAAUGAUGUAUAUCAAAGCCCCCCAAAGGAGAAAGCAGAAGAAACUAAAACUGUCAAUCAGAGUCCCCAACAGGUCACUGCUGCAGAGGUCCCUGAUUAUAUCAAGGAUCACGUACCAAAACUUAAAGAGCUUUUAGAGAUGCAGUUUGAUCAUUCUGAUGGGACAGCUCCUCCUGAGCUACAAGUAUUUAACAAGUGUACUCCAAGCCAGUUGGAAAGUCUGUGCUCAUUGCUGGAGCUCUCAGAGUGCCCGGAAAAUGUACUUCUGCACUUUUGCACUUGGUUAGUGGCGCUCUCACCUGAUCUUGGCUAUAGUAAUGCAGCAGUACUUGCUAAAAAGCUCUUUCUACCUCGGGUUCUCUUGCUGACUGAGCCACCAUCCUGGCCUCUCACAACUGCCCUAAUGAUGUUCUGCUCCAAAUAUGCUCGACCAAUCUGUUGCACCUUGAUUUCUUCCAUUAUACAGGCUCCAGGGAAAGGCCUUGAGCAGAUGAAGCUGGUGUGCAAACUAAUUGAGGAGUGUUUGGACCCAGCAUAUGUGAAGCUGGUAUUCAGUCAUAUUAUAGAGAUGCCAUGGUCAGAAGAUCUCCUCACAGCUGUGCAUGCUUUGUUGGGAAGACAGGUGGAGUUGUCCACAGAGUUCUUCAACAUGUUGAUCUUAAACCUUUGCCAGAUGGCUCAAGAAUUUGCCGCAUCAAUGCAUUAUGCAAAAGUGGUUCUAACGGUGUUGACCAAUUACCAAGGCAGUAUUACAUUGGCCCACCAGCAUCGCUUAUCUUGUGCUUUGGACCUCAACAAAACAAUCUUGAAAAAGUCUCUCCAGGCUGCACUAAAGCGAGUGACUUCAGAUAAAAAGUAAACUUGAGUGCAUUGAGAAAUGCUGGUUUUUUUCAGGAUCCAGGUGUCUCCAUUGGAAAAUGGGUGAAACAGACCUGCCGUCCCAAGACAGGGAGGCCAGGUCUACUGCCAAUCAAAAUGCAUUGGGAUUUUUCGGCAUCCAGGUCUACCCAUCCAUCCUGUGUGGAAGAAUGCAACUCUUCUUUAAUACUGGUAGCCAUGAGAUGAAGAAAACUGAAGAGGCUGAGGAAUCAAAUAUACCCAUGUCUUUUGAACCAUUAACUUUUAACUUGAUUCUUUAUCUAUGUGACUUUACAAAAAUGCUAGCUAGAUGACUUGGUCUGAGCACUUACAUGGCUCAGAUGGAAUAUGCAUAAUUCUCAGAUUGCUGUAAUUCAGGAUUACACAUAUGUUGUGUGUAUUUAUAAGCAAUAUAUAUUUUUAACUAUAUUAAUAAAUGAGGGCAUGUAUGUAGUGGGUGUAGCAGCUUCCCUGGCAUGCCACUGCUGGGGCAAAUGGGCAUGUUUGCUUCAUGAGUUACCCUAAGGAUGCAUCACUCAGAGUUGCCUAGCAUCUCUGAUGUGGGGGGGGGGCAGGGACAAGGGACAUGCACUCCAUGGAGCAUAAAAGGAGAGAUGGCUGACCAGUUGGGGCAGUUGAGAUGAGGAGUAAAGUAGGUAAAAGUUAAGAGGUCUGGAAUGGGGGAAAGCCCACAGUAGUAACUGAGAGCCAACCUUGGGAAGAUCUAGGCCACUACAGCUCAAAGUUGUGAGGUGAUACAGUUAAUGGGGAAUGUAACUAAAUGACAGAAAACAGCAGUUAAUGGGUCCAAGCUCAAUUUUAUUGGUGGUAUAUAUCCCAGUGCUGAAGUGUUAGGUUCCAUAAGUUAACGGACCUAAUUGUAUGGCUGCUAAUAAACAUGGCAUGUUAAAAUCAA